AUGCCAGCUCUAGGACGCUACAUCGCAUCGCGACACCUUGCGCAACAUUAUGGAGUUAUGCGAAUUUUAUCAGCCCCAUCCGCUCGUACAAUCCAUACGAAAUUGAGCAUACGGGAUAGAGAUCCUCUCAAAGAGCAGGCUCCUUCCAUCUUUCCACCUAAACGAUACUCUAAAACAACGAAAGCAUUGUCUCGAAAGCGCCUUACCCAACUCCAGGCACUGUCCGGAGGCACCCGACGCCUUACCCUCGAAGACUACGAAGGGCCAAGUUUCGCAAACCGACGACACUUCCAUAAUUACUUCGUCACCCACCUUCCGUCAUCGUCACUACAUCCCGAUUCUCGGUCAUCGUCUGGGCCUGGACAUAAGUUGCCCCGCGAUGCGUCGACUCCUCAUAUCCAGAGGCCGGGGUCCUCUCCGGCGGCGGCGGCGCUAAACAUGCCCAGCCGAGACCUCACAGUCGUAAGAAUCCCGCUGAGAAGAGCCAAACAUCACUUUGGCGUCUUCUCAUCGAGGGGCCAACGAUCAUAUAACGAAGAUACAAACCAAGCUGGCACUAUAAGUAUGCCAGCAUUUGCUAAGAGGGCACCCGUGAGCCUGCAGAGGAAGCCUAUACAAAAGCCCAAUGAGGCUACUUCGGCGGACAGUGCACUUGGUGACCCUCAAGUCUUCUAUUUCGGCGUGUUUGAUGGCCAUGGCGGGUCUCAGUGCGCCGAGUUUUUGAGAGACGAGUUACACGGCUACAUUGAGCAAGCUUCGGCCGAGUUUGGGCUCCAGAGCAGCCUAAAAAGGACCUCCAGACGGCAGUCAGGCCGUAAAGAUGAAGAUGAAACCGACAGACAUGAAGAGCUGGACAUGAAAUCAGAAGAAGAGGUUCGGGAGGAGAUGCGUGUUCCUGAGCAAGACGCUCACGGCGUCGUAAAGAAUCCUGAGAGAAUGGAACCCAUUAAAGGGGUCGAACCUGUCUCUGCCAAAGUAGACGAUAUACCGAAAGCUGCGAAGCUGCAACAGGACCUUGUGGAGCAGUACAGGCAGACCAUUGGAGGCUACUUUCGGCGCUUUAACCCUGAGUUCUUCAAACAGCCCGAAGACAUGGAAGAUACCGGCAGUGAUGAUCCACCAAUUACAGUGGAAUCGAUUCUCAUGUACGCAUUCCUCCGAGCAGAUUUGGAUUUUAUCUCUGCUCAAGCCCGCAAGCCCGACCCCGACGAUCCGCGCGUAGGUGACUCCCCCCUGAAUAGUGACGAAAUCCUUGGAGCACCACAUAUACCACCAUCUGGCCACGGCAUUGGGGGUUCAUCACGCUUCAAAGGCGGAUCUACGGCGUCAGUGGCUCUUAUAUCGACACCCACUCCGGCGCCGUUUUGGCAUCCUAACGCCCAAUCCACCUUGAUUGUCGCCCAUGUCGGCGACACGCGGAUACUCCUAUGCCAGACAACGACUGGCCUCGCGCAGCCGCUAACAUCAGAUCACCAUCCCACAACUCCAACCGAAAGCCGCCGCCUACGCCGGUAUGCCCCUGCUGGCUCUAUGGUCUCUGGUGAUAGUUUCGGCGAGGAGCGAAUCAUGGGAUUGGCCAACAGCCGCUCCUUUGGUGAUAUGCGGAGCAAGCGCAUCGGCGUAUCAGCUGAGCCAGAAAUCACUCGUGUCGAAAUUGGCCCGGCUGAGUACUCGUUCAUCGUCCUCAUGAGCGACGGCAUAUCUGGCACACUCAGCGACCAGGAGAUCGUCGAUGUUAUCAAGGAAGCCAGGACGCCAGAGCAGGGUGCUAAGGAUGUGGUCGAGUACGCAACUGAGGUGUCACAUGACGGCGACAAUGCCACUUGUCUGGUCGUCAGGCUCGGUGGCUGGGAACGGAGGUCGGAGGGGGGCGUUGGCAGCCUCGGAACCAAAGAAAUCCGGGACAAGAGAAGGGCGGAAGCUCUAGAUCCUCGACGAGGCAAAAGAUAA
Colletotrichum truncatum is the source of this 1950-nucleotide messenger RNA. Its product is annotated as protein phosphatase 2c domain containing protein. Gene Ontology annotation, molecular function: [pyruvate dehydrogenase (acetyl-transferring)]-phosphatase activity; cation binding. NCBI's taxonomy places the organism in Eukaryota, Fungi, Ascomycota, Sordariomycetes, Glomerellales, Glomerellaceae. Gene Ontology annotation, biological process: protein dephosphorylation. The record is from RefSeq and is a predicted model, not a curated record. Gene Ontology annotation, cellular component: mitochondrion.